AUGGCUGAAGGAAUGGUUAAAAUUCCAGAGCUAAACUCUAAGAUCUUCUACCUCCCUCAAGAUCAUGCUGAACAUGCAUACGAACCUGUCAAUUUUCUUGCUGACUUCAAAAUUCCAUCCAAUAUUCUAUGUAGAGUUGCGGCUUUUCAAUGUAGGGAUGAUCCUUUCACAGAUGAAGUAUAUGUAAAACUCAGACUUGUUCCUCUGCAUAUUAGCGAAGUUAGUUUCGAUGAUGACGAUGUUGCUGACCUUGAUAAUAUAGUUGCGGUUAUCCAAUAUAAGGUUGAUCCUGCCACAAAUGAAGUAUAUGCAAAACUCAAGCUUGUUCCUCUUCAUAUUAGCGAAGUUAGUUUUGAUGAUGACGAUGUUGUUGACAUCGAUAAUAUGUGUGAAACUAAGAAUACAUAUUAA
Molecule: messenger RNA, 411 nt
Organism: Vicia villosa (hairy vetch)
Lineage: Eukaryota; Viridiplantae; Streptophyta; Magnoliopsida; Fabales; Fabaceae
Product: auxin response factor 16-like
Exons: 2
Coding region: 1-411 (136 amino acids)
Biological process (GO): regulation of DNA-templated transcription; response to hormone
Molecular function (GO): DNA binding
Source: RefSeq, a predicted model, not a curated record